Molecule: messenger RNA, 847 nt
Organism: Acaulospora morrowiae
Lineage: Eukaryota; Fungi; Glomeromycota; Glomeromycetes; Diversisporales; Acaulosporaceae
Source: the annotation of a GenBank genome assembly
CAUGUUGGUGAUUGUCUCAUCUAUGGUGUGUGCGGCCUUGAGCAGUAUGAUCUUGGGGACUUUUAUGUGCGUUCUCGUGAUAUUAUCUCGAAAGCUUCAAAUAAAUCCAGAUAAUAUCGCAUGCCCAAUGGCUUCAUCACUUGGAGAUUUGCUUACAUUAAUUAUUCUCGCGGUCUGUGGUGAAUUUCUUUUGCAAUAUCUUCAUAGCUGGACUAGCACCAUAAUUUUCUUUGUUCUAAUGGUCAGCAUACCUUUAUGGAUGUGUAUGGUUCGUACUAAUAAAUAUGUACGGGAUUUAUUGGUGAAUGGAUGGACACCCCUGUUCAUCGCUAUGAUUAUUGCAAGCAUAGCCGGUUUGAUUCUAGAAGGAUACAUUGAACAAUAUAAUGGACUUGCACUUUUAACGCCUGUUCUUAGUGGUAUCGCUGGUAACAUUGGAUCCAUAUACGCAUCAAGGAUAUCCACCCACCUUCAUGGCGGUGGGGAAGAAUCCUAUCGCCGAUCUGAACUAAUAUUAUUUCUGAUUCACAUCCCGGUUGAACUCUUGUUUUUAAUAUCCGCUUCGUGGUUUGACGUUGGGCAUGUUAAUCUCACAUUGGAUUUUUCAUUGAUCUAUUUGUCUAUCUCGGUCAUUUGUAUAAUAUUCACGCUGGUGUUUGCAAGGAGAUUGACCCUUUGGCUUUGGCAUCAUAAAUACGAUCCUGAUAAUUAUUCUUUACCAUAUAUCACCUCCAUCGUUGAUGUUGUGUGUACUGGAUCAUUGGUGUUAUCGUACUGGGGGUUGUCAUCUUUAAGUCAAAGAUCCGCUACAAAAUCUGGCAUUUUGAUAGACAUUGAUCGGUUUUAA